AUGGCCGGCGGCGGGGCAGGCGCCGGAGGGGGAGGCUACUACGCGCCCGCAACAGGCUCCGGGGCGGACUCGCCGCCCCUCCUCAGCCUGAGGCGACGAUCGAAGCAGCCGGGGCCGGAGGCGGCGGUUGUGCUCGAAAAAGUGUUGGGAAUAACUACGCAAACCAGCAGCGGUUUAACUUGUGACCCGAACACGGGGUAUAUAGCAUAUCCGACAGGAUGCGUAGUUGUAAUAUUAAAUCCCAAGAGGAAUGAGCAAAUGCAUAUCUUCAAUACUUCGAGGAAAACAGUGAGUGCUCUGUCUUUCUCCCCUGAUGGGAAGUUUAUUGUCACUGGUGAGAAUGGACACCGGCCAGCAGUCCGAGUGUGGGAUGUUGAAGAGAAGGCGCAAGUGACGGAGCUCCAUGGGCAUAAGCAUGGCGUGGCCUGCGUGGCUUUCUCUCCCAAUAUGAAAUACAUCGUCUCGGUAGGAUAUCAGCACGACAUGAUUGUCAACGUGUGGGACUGGAAGAAGGAUUCACUCGUUGCAUCCAACAAAGUGUCUUGUAAGGUUAUGGCCACCUCCUUUUCGGAGGACAGCUACUUUGUUACAGUCGGCCACCGCCAUGUCAAGUUCUGGUUCUUGGACGUGUCCAAAGAAGUUAAGAUCAAAGAGACGGUUCCACUAGUUGGUCGCUCCGGGCUUCUUGGAGAGCUUCACAACAACAUCUUCUGUGAUGUGGCAUGCGGGCAGGGGGAAAUGUCGGGCAACACAUUCUGCAUUUCUUAUUCGGGGCUCCUCUGUCAGUUUAAUGAGAAACGCGUGCUGGAGAAAUGGAUCGAUCUGAAGGUACCUCUCGCCAACUGCAUCUGUGUGAGCGAAAGGUUUAUUUUCUGUGGCUGUGCUAAUGGUGUAGUACGAAUCUUCCGCACGCACAAUUUGCUUUACCUCACCGACUUGCCAAAGCCACACUACUUAGGCAUCGAUGUAGCCAAAGAAGAAAGCCCAAGAAUGGCAGGUGCCGCCUGGCCCGACACCAUCGCCUUGGUGUUUGAUCCCCGCCAUUGUUGGCUCUCCUGCAUAUACAAGGACCACAGCAUGUACAUUUGGGAUGUGUCAGACACCAGUCAAGUGAGGAAAAUCUGGUCUGACCUCUUCCACAGCUCCUUUGUGUGGAACAUCGAGGUAUAUCCCGAGUUCGAAGACCACAGAGGCUGUUUGCCCCCAGGAUCCUUUCUCACGUGCUCAUCGGACAAUACGGUUCGGUGUUGGAGCUUGGAAAGCAGCGCACAAGCUGGCUUUCAGAGGAACCGUUACAGUAAUAACUUGCUGAAGGUUGUCUAUAUGGAUAACAACACUCAGCAUUUGCAAGAUUCAACCAAUGUGCCGGACCGAGGUGAAAACACCGGGUACCUGGACGUGAAAUCUGGUGUGCGUGUCCUGCAGGUCAGCCCUGACGGCCGGCACUUGGCCUCUGGUGACAGAGCUGGAAACUUGAGAAUACAUGAGCUAAAAUAUAUGGAGGAGGUGAUGAAAGUUGAAGCCCAUGACUCAGAAGUUCUGUGCUUAGAGUACUCUAAACCAGAAACUGGGAUGGCCCUUCUAGCCUCAGCAAGCAGAGACAGGCUGAUCCAUGUAUUAAACGUGGAGAAAAAUUAUAAACUAGAGCAGACCUUAGAUGACCACUCAUCAGCCAUUACUGCUGUGAAGUUUGCUGGAGAUGGCAAUAUUCAGAUGAUUAGCUGCGGAGCGGACAAAAGCAUCUACUUUCGCAGUGCACAAAAGGUUGCUGAUGGAGUCCACUUUGUUAGAACCCACCACGUUGCAGAGAAAACAACCUUGUAUGACAUGGAUAUCGAUAUAACCCAGAAGUAUGUUGCUGUGGCCUGUCAAGACAGAAAUGUCAGGGUCUACAACACAGUCAGUGGGAAGCAGAAGCGCUGUUACAAAGGCGUGCAAGGAGACGAUGGAUCCCUGCUGAAGGUCCAGUUGGAUCCUUCCGGAACAUUCCUGGCCACCAGCUGCUCUGACAAAAGCAUUUCCGUUAUUGACUUCCACUCUGGGGACUGUGUUGCCAAGAUGUUUGGGCAUUCAGAGGUGGUUACAGGGAUGAAGUUCACCUAUGACUGCAAACACUUGAUCACCGUCUCAGGAGACAGCUGUAUCUUUAUAUGGCAUCUUAGCCCGGAAAUCACCAUCAGCAUGAAACAACACUUGAUGGAACUAGAUCACGUCCAGCAGCAGAAGAAAGCCAGAGAACAGGCAUGGUCUCCACAGGUCAGGCGGGAAACCUACAUCACCAUGCCAAGUGGAAGGACUUCCUGUGGUGCUGACCUCCCAGCUGACUCCGACACCGAGGACGAGAGAGAGGAGGAAACAACAUCCUUUCACACUCCCACCAAAGAGGAAUCGGAUACAGGUCCUCCUUGUGUCCUGACCAACGGCAGACUGCCCAUGUGGGCAAAGAGACUGCUUGGUGAGGUAGAUAAUUCAGACAGCACGGUCUCAGCCUCUAGGGCAUGUUAUCAGCCACAAGGACGAUGGGCUGAACGUGCCGACCGGGAGCCUAUCAAAACCAUGCUGGGUGCGGAUCCUAAUUAUUUCACCCCCAUUAAAAACGACAGCGUGAAUGACAUCGAGCUGGAGCCCCGCAACGUGGACCGGCUGCUCUCGCAGACGGAAAGCACUCCUGGCACCGUAAUGGAGGACUUCAAAGAGCCAGAUCUGACUUCUGAAGACGAGGCCACUCAAGAGCUUGACUCCCUCCAAGCAGACAGAAGUGGUCUGUCUGUGCAGAUGAGCAAGGAUCUCGUGGAGGCCAAGAGGAGACCUGGGAAAGACUUGUGUCUUCAGCUGACUUUUCAGAUGGACACGCCAGAGAAGCAGCCAGAUAACACAUCCUCUGCCAUUUCCUUGGAUUCGGAGGCAUCUCUGUAUGGCCAGCCACAGGAGGACCAAGAGUCUCUAGUUUCUGCAGUGGAAGCAGAACUGACUGAUCUGGAUGAGAAAAGCAGCUCUUUGCCCCAAACCCCGGAGCAGGAAAAAUACCUCAAGCACCAUUUUGAGACUCUGGCUGAUGCCCACAGUGAAGAAAAGUUUGACGGGACACUGAAGGACUUGAAGCCACCGGAAGGUGAAGAGGAGGAGGCCGCCCUCUUUCUCAACCCUCGCCUGAGUAUUUCUGCCAGAUUUCUUUCACGCUGCCAAAAAAAUAGCAGGUUUCCAAGGGCGUGUCCGCCUGCACAGCUCGCUUGGGGUGUUCCAGACCAGCUCAAAGAAGAGACACCCAGACAGCCCAAGUCUGCAGAGAAACCUCCCGAGGGACUUCUAUUUGAGCUGAAGGACAAGCCAGAUACUGAAACAUGCCGUAUUUCAGAACCACAAGUUCUCAUUGAAAGCUUUGAAAUUAACCUGCAGUCUCUACGCUCCAAAUUUCAAGAAACUUUGCAUCUUUAUGAUAAGGUAGCUUCCUGCCCAGACUCCUGCAGGGAAGAGCUCCUCCAGGCCAAGGAGCUGCUGCUGAGGACUUCCUGCUGGAUGAGAAAGGAACUGGACUCGAGAGCUGUGAGGGGCAGCCUGGACGUGGCCACAGCCACAGACAGCUCCUGCCUGGGGCUGAGGCGUCUCCAAGACGACGAGACCCACUGCCUUCUGAAGCACUACUCUGACUCGCUGCUGGAAAUGGUUGAGAAAAGGCUGGAUGAAAGGAACAAAGCAGACGUCGCCUGA
This is a messenger RNA of Euleptes europaea (tarantolino), 3708 nucleotides long. It is a transcript of the gene WDR62, whose product is annotated as WD repeat domain 62. The transcript has 30 exons. NCBI's taxonomy places the organism in Eukaryota, Metazoa, Chordata, Lepidosauria, Squamata, Sphaerodactylidae. The record is from RefSeq and is a predicted model, not a curated record. Bases 1 to 3708 code for a protein of 1235 amino acids. Gene Ontology annotation, molecular function: protein binding.